AUGGGACCCAGUACCAUUUUGUCGAAGGAAGAAGAAAAUAUUCUAGAAGAUUGGACAAUAGAUAUGUCAAAUAAACAUAUUCCAAUAGCCAAAGACGAAUUAUUAGAUAGUGUUCAACGUGUAAUAAUCGACAAAAAGCAGGAGACUCCUUUCACUAAUAAUAGACCAGGCAAAAAAUGGUAUUCCUCGUUUAUGAAACGACACCCUACGAUUGCUGAACGUACUGCUCAAAAGUUAUGCACGGCAAGGGAUAAUGUUACUCAAGAUGACAUUGAGAAAUGGUUUUCGGAAGUUGAAACUGAUUUGAAAGAAAGAGGACUAAUUGGAAUACUGAAAAAUCCUCAAAGGAUUUUCAAUACCGACGAGAGCGCGUUUUUUUUUAAUCCAAAAUUAGGACGUGUCCUUGCUAAAAAGGGCGAUAAAAAUGUAUAUUCUUCUUCAGGCGAUGAUAAAGAAAAUUUAACAGUUUUGGUUACUGGAAAUGCAGCAGUAGAGCUCGCACCUACUCUGGUUGUUUUUAAUUAUGCAAAGAUACCAUCAUCAAUUUCAAAAACUUUUCCUGAUGAUUGGGCUAUUGGUCGUUCAGAAAGCGGAUGGAUGUGCUCAGGAACAUUCUUCGAAUAUAUGACGAAUGUGUUCAAUCCUUGGCUGACUAACAAAAAAUAUUGA
Molecule: messenger RNA, 669 nt
Organism: Arctia plantaginis
Lineage: Eukaryota; Metazoa; Arthropoda; Insecta; Lepidoptera; Erebidae
Source: the annotation of a GenBank genome assembly